Anisakis simplex (herring worm) is the source of this 759-nucleotide messenger RNA. The record is from the annotation of a GenBank genome assembly. Lineage: Eukaryota; Metazoa; Nematoda; Chromadorea; Rhabditida; Anisakidae.
ACUAUUGAUGCGCUCGGUUACAAUAUGGUCACUGAAAAGCCCCCGGUACGCUUACGUCCAGUUCGAUUGCCACAAAACUAUCAGCAAUUCAACGGCUACAAACCUCAACCGCUGGAUGCACGUGAAAUCGUGCUUGGUGACGAUAUGAAGCCUCUAGUGGACGCAUUGGCCAAGAAUACGCACAAUGUGUGGGCGAGAGAGAAGAUUAAACGUGGCUGGACAUUUGGUUUGAAUGAAUAUGUGGACUCGAAUCAGAAACGUAGUCCGCAUCUGCUGCCCUAUGAAAUGGUCGAUCAACGUAUCAAAGACGCGAAUCGUGAAUCUGCGAUUGAAUUCAUUAAAGCUUUGCAACUUUUCGGAAUUUUCUUGGAACCUCCUGUUCACGAGCAUGAUGAAGGUGCCGAAAAAGAAGUUCAAGCAAUGCAACAGUUCGCACGCACUUAUCGGGCCGAAGCAACCUACGCGGUCACCAGCGGCAAAUGGUACUUUGAAUUCGAGGUUUUGACGCCUGGAUUUAUGAAAGUCGGCUGGAUGGAUAUUGCAUCAUCACCGGAAGCUGGAAUUGGCAUGGAUGAUCGUUCAUAUGGUUUUGAUGGGUAUUUGGUGCGGAAAUGGCACCAAGGCGCCGAAACUUAUGGUCGCGAAUGGAAAGUGGGCGAUAUCGUUGGGAGCUUUUUGGAUUUGAACGAUCGCACGAUUGCAUUCUCGUUGAAUGGCGAAUUACUUCUGGUUUGUAAACUGUUUAAUAUUCAGGAUUGA